Chlorocebus sabaeus (green monkey) is the source of this 585-nucleotide messenger RNA. RefSeq names its product amelogenin X-linked (gene AMELX). NCBI's taxonomy places the organism in Eukaryota, Metazoa, Chordata, Mammalia, Primates, Cercopithecidae. Gene Ontology annotation, molecular function: structural constituent of tooth enamel. Gene Ontology annotation, biological process: multicellular organism development; enamel mineralization. The record is from RefSeq and is a predicted model, not a curated record.
AUGGGGACCUGGAUUUUAUUUGCCUGCCUCCUGGGAGCAGCUUUUGCCAUGCCUCUACCACCUCAUCCUGGGCACCCUGGUUAUAUCAACUUCAGCUAUGAGGUGCUUACCCCUUUGAAGUGGUACCAGAGCAUAAGGCCACCGUACCCUUCCUAUGGUUACGAGCCCAUGGGUGGAUGGCUGCACCACCAAAUCAUCCCCGUGCUGUCCCAACAGCACCCCCCGACUCACACCCUGCAGCCUCAUCACCACAUCCCAGUGGUGCCAGCUCAGCAGCCCGUGCUCCCCCAGCAACCAAUGAUGCCCGUUCCUGGCCAACACUCCAUGACUCCAACCCAACACCACCAGCCAAACCUCCCUCCGCCCGCCCAGCAGCCCUACCAGCCCCAGCCUGUUCAGCCACAGCCUCACCAGCCCAUGCAGCCCCAGCCACCUGUGCACCCUAUGCAGCCCCUGCCGCCACAGCCACCUCUGCCUCCGAUGUUCCCCAUGCAGCCCCUGCCUCCCAUGCUUCCUGAUCUGACUCUGGAAGCUUGGCCAUCAACGGACAAGACCAAGCGGGAGGAAGUGGUGAGUAUAUUUUGA